Lathyrus sativus (Indian pea) is the source of this 336-nucleotide messenger RNA. The record is from the annotation of a GenBank genome assembly. NCBI's taxonomy places the organism in Eukaryota, Viridiplantae, Streptophyta, Magnoliopsida, Fabales, Fabaceae.
AUGGAGUCGCUAAACAAAAUCUCAAGCGUCGACAAAAUUUUAGAUCUCCUUUCCACACUCGGCUACGUCGAUGCAACAGGUUCCGAUGCACCGCCGUCGCAGAAAAUCGCCGCUGGCCUGUCUUGGAUCAUCGCCGCCCUCAACCCCAAUUCCAACAUAAUACACGAUGAAAACAAUACACAGUACAUAGAAGAAUCUCUAAAGUUAAUAGAAUGUUCGCACCCUCUUCAACAAACUCAUAUUCAAAAUUGUGAUGCUGAUGCUCUUUUUCCGGUUAUUCAAUGGAUUAGUUCACGUCUAAAAUCAACGCAAGAACAAUGCGUUAGUGAGUGCUGA